This is a messenger RNA of Naegleria lovaniensis, 405 nucleotides long. RefSeq lists its product as uncharacterized. Lineage: Eukaryota; Heterolobosea; Eutetramitea; Acrasida; Naegleriidae. Bases 1 to 405 code for a protein of 134 amino acids. The transcript is spliced from 2 exons. The record is from RefSeq and is a predicted model, not a curated record.
AUGGAACAACAACCACUCUACACUGGACAAUCACAAUUCUAUCAACAACCACCACCUCAGCAAUACCCAACCCAACAACAAGUCUAUACGCCACAAUAUUAUGUUCAACCUUCCGAAACAACUGCGUAUCAUCAAACCGUUGCAACCACUCAUUAUGCGUCGAGUGGUGUAAAUGAAGAAGAUGCCAACACUGCCAUGUUAAUGUUCGUCAUUGGCUUCUUCUUUGGUAUUUUAUGGAUAGUGAACUAUGCGAUGUACCGAAACUCUCCUAAUCAAAAGGCUCAACAGUAUGCAAAGUAUAGCUUGAUGGCUUUUGUCAUUUCAUUGAUAUUAUCUGUGGUUCUAACUUUUGUAUGCAUUCUUAUUCCAAUCAUCAUGAUAUCUUCUGUACCUAGCUACAAUUAA